CAUCUUUCAUUGACAAUACUUCUCUAAAGAAGAAGAGUGAUUUUUACGCACUGAUUGGAAAAAUUUACUGCUAUUUUUUUCUGUAUGAGAUUUGUGCUGACUCAACAAAGUGGAAAAUAUUAAAAAAAGUAUAUUUUUUACAUUUAAUUGAGUGGAAGCUGCUAUAUAUUACAACACAUAAUGGAUUUCGGUGAUGACUUUGCACCUAAGGAGGAAGUAGAUCCCGCAGCUGAAUUUUUGGCACGCGAACAAUCGGUGCUUGGUGAUUUGGAGUCCGAGAUAGUACCACCAGCAAAUGCCGCUGUCAGUGCACCACCCAGUACAGAUGGUGGUCUAAUAGGAAGCGAUGAACUCGCACCAAGUGCGGGUGGCGGUGGUUUAGGUUCAUCCACUGGAAGUUUUGAAAUGAUUGGCGGUGAAUCAAAUGAACCAGUUGGGAUUUCAGGACCACCACCAUCUCGUAUUGAACCAGAAAAACUUAGAAAGUGGCGUGAAGAGCAAAAACAACGUUUAGAAGAGAAAGAUAGCGAAGAGGAACGUAAAAAGGAAGAGUUACGUCAACAAGCUAAACAAGAAUUGGACGACUGGUUACGUCAAACGGAAGAAUCAAUUGCUAAGACUAAAGCAGCAUCUCGUAACGCGGAGAAACAGGCAGCAGCGCUCGAAAAUGGUGGCCCCAUGGAGCCAGGCACAGAAUGGGAACGUAUUGCAAAAUUAUGCGACUUCAAUCCAAAAGUGAAUAAAUCUGGCAAAGAUGUAUCGCGUAUGCGUUCUAUAUAUCUACAUUUGAAACAGAAUCCCAUACCUUUGAAGACCGCUUAAGAAUAAAUUUCAAUCAAACCGUUCUACAUAUUUAAAAAACUAUAAACAUUCACAUAUGAAUAAAGGAAUGUGUACAUUUCGCGUAUAUAGUAUUUUGCGCUUUAGAUUUAUCAAACCGUCAUGCUGUUUCUUAUUUGAAUUACUUAGUCUUGCAACUUGGAUGCAUAAAAUAUUCUAUUUGAUAUACAAAAUAAGUAAUUAGAAAAAAGUAUUGAUUUUAUUACAUUGGCUUAUACAUACAAUUAUAUACAUUUACCUAUGAAUUUAUUGUAGUAUAAAAUUGCAACAAAUAUAUGUACUUUCCGAACUUUAAAGACACAAA
Ceratitis capitata (Mediterranean fruit fly) is the source of this 1144-nucleotide messenger RNA. It is a transcript of the gene Clc, whose product is annotated as clathrin light chain. Gene Ontology annotation, molecular function: structural molecule activity; clathrin heavy chain binding. Gene Ontology annotation, cellular component: plasma membrane; synaptic vesicle membrane; clathrin coat of coated pit. The record is from RefSeq and is a predicted model, not a curated record. Gene Ontology annotation, biological process: intracellular protein transport; clathrin coat assembly; clathrin-dependent endocytosis. The transcript has 2 exons. Lineage: Eukaryota; Metazoa; Arthropoda; Insecta; Diptera; Tephritidae. Bases 181 to 822 code for a protein of 213 amino acids.